Messenger RNA from Platichthys flesus (European flounder), 1327 nucleotides. Its product is annotated as CD209 antigen-like protein C. The transcript has 6 exons. The record is from RefSeq and is a predicted model, not a curated record. NCBI's taxonomy places the organism in Eukaryota, Metazoa, Chordata, Actinopteri, Pleuronectiformes, Pleuronectidae. Bases 53 to 790 code for a protein of 245 amino acids.
GAAGAAGAACAUUUUCCAUCGCCAUUGUCAGGACCCUGUGUAAAGUCUGGUGAUGGUUUCCCAUAAGGAGCGAUUUGAGAUUACUACGGAGCCUGAUUCGUCUGCUAAAGGUCUCGCCUCAAAAAGCCACACUAGUGAAGAUGGAACAGUGACUCCUGCCAUGUCAGGAAGAAAACACUACAGACUGGUUGGUGUGACCCUCGGACUCCUGUGUAUCCUGCAAGCUGCUCUCAACAUUUCCCUGCGUCUUGCUCUCUGUGAGUUGUCUUUAAUUAGGACCCAAGCACCGAAUGACAGUUCUGAUGCACCUGAUUGUGAUGCUGUGAUCAGGAACCUGACAGAAGAGAGGGACCAGUUGAAGAAGAAGAUGAAUAUAUUUGAUCAUUACACCCGAGAAGGAUGGGUAUACUUCCGCUCUAGUUUCUACUUCAUCUCCUCUGACGAGAAAUCCUGGGGAGACAGUAGAGACGACUGUCUGCAGAAAGGAGCCGACCUGGUGAUUAUCAACAGCAAAGAGGAAAAUGAGUUCACAAGACAGUUCAGAAGGGCCUUCUGGAUCGGACUGACUGACACAGAGACGGAAGGGAUAUGGAAAUGGGUGGAUGGGACUUUGCUGAACACAACAACAAGCUUCUGGCACCCUGGGGAACCAAACUCCUAUCAAAACCGUAUUGGAGAUCUCCCUAAUGAAGACUGUGGAGAGACAAUGUUCAACGAAGUCGAAAACAACUGGAACGAUGAACAAUGUACCGAGCUGAACAUCUGGAUCUGUGAAAAGAGUUUGGCUUGAUAACGCUGCACCCACACGCACCACACUGGUAACUGCUUAGCUGCAGAGGAAGUGAAUCAAUAAAAUGCAAAGACAUAAACAGCCUUGCUUGUCCCCAUAGUAAGAGGCACUGGUAACUAAACGUAUGAUAUAUAUUUGAUUUGUUCCUGGUUCCUGGUAUUGUACAUGCUGCCUGUGUCAUUUGUUUUCAUACUGUAGCUUCUGUCAAUAUGUGUUUGCUGUUCUGACUAUUUGUUAUCAGAAUCACGCUUUUUCUUAUAAAUAAAUGUUUUGUAACCAAUUUGCAAAGUCUGAUUUAAAGAAAAAAUCAUAUUAUAGAUAGGGAUGUAGCUGUGAACAAAAUUACACCACCCAUGAAUUACUGUAUCAAAAUAAACAUCUUUUGAGUUUUGAGAGAACUGAAGGCUGCCACAGCCUCCCUAUCAUAUGUAUACUUAUAAUUAUGCAUUUUUAUUCAUACUCAUGCUUGCAUUUUACAACAACAAGCUGUUUCAAUGAGUAACUUCAAUUAAAAGCCAAAGCAGGUGUCAGAUUUUA